Molecule: messenger RNA, 4597 nt
Organism: Temnothorax curvispinosus
Lineage: Eukaryota; Metazoa; Arthropoda; Insecta; Hymenoptera; Formicidae
Exons: 2
Biological process (GO): DNA integration
Molecular function (GO): zinc ion binding; nucleic acid binding
Source: RefSeq, a predicted model, not a curated record
AUGUCGAAAAACGCAUAUGCUCGUCGCGAAGUGUGCAAUCGGCGUAUGCAAGAAAUACACGACCUCUCCCUACAAGCCGCGACCGACGCGGCAAUACGAGCGACCUUCCUCGCUCGCUACUCGAGUGUAGCGAAGAUCGCGGACGAUUUUGAGGCCAUCCACCUGAAGGUCAUCCAAGAAGCGGCGGAUUUCGAGGCCGAGGACGCAAUCCGAGCCAGUUUCGAUAAAAUGCAUUACGCCGUAAAGAGUCGAUAUCACCGGGAAACGGGCGCGCCAUUCGGAGGCGCGCCGGCACAGCCCUCGGGUCCGGCCUCGGUGGUCAAGUUGCCUAAGAUCCCGCUGCCGCAGUUUUCCGGCGACCUUACGUUGUGGCCUUCCUUCAUCGCGUUGUUCAACGCGGCGAUACAUAACCAGCAGAUUUCCGCGAUAGAGAAAUACCAGUAUCUGCUGGCUUCACUCAAAGGGGAACCACUCAACAUGGUGAAAAACCUGCCGUUUUCCGAUGAGUACUAUUUGAUCGCUUACGACUCGCUGGUCGAUCGAUACCGGAAUAAGAGAAGGUUAGCGGACCAUCACUUGAAUUCGAUAAUCGAGGCAAAGCCAUUGAAGGCGGAGACGGCCGAGGCUCUUCACCACUUAUUAGAUACGUUUACCGAGAACACACGCGCGCUCGCAUUAAUGAAGUUCCCUACCAAUUCAUGGGAUUUUAUCCUACUGAAGUUUUUGUUAGACAAGCUUCCUCGUUCCCUUCGGGAAAAAUUCGAGUCGGCUCACCGGGCUGAGGAGAUACCGCGAUAUACACAACUCACGAAAUUUCUAGCGGAGCAUUGUCAGGUUCUCGAGGCCGUCGCGGGCCCGUCCUCCAAACCCAAGUCCACACCGGUCUCGUCGUUCGUGACUAACGCGGCCGGUUGCCCCGUUUGUAAGGAGUCUCACUACGUGUCGAAGUGCUCCCAGUUUUUAAAACUCUCGCCGAGGGAGAGGCAGGCUAAGGCUCGCGACUUGAGAUUGUGCCUCAACUGCCUGCGCUCGGGGCACGGCAUGAAAGACUGUCCGUCCGCGUGGGCAUGUCGGUCCUGCGGCACGAAGCAUCAUACGCUUCUGCAUUACGAGCAGAGCUCGAAUACUACUCCUAAGCCCGAACCCAUUAGCGCGACUCCUGCCGAACCGGACGCCGUACCCGCUCCUCAGUCGGAGGAUGCGCCGAUUGUAACAAUGACUAGCCGGGCCAAUAGAAUCGUCCUCCUGUCCACCGUACGAGCCGAGGCGAUAGACGCGCGUGGCAAUGCGUUCCCCGUACGCAUAUUGCUGGACAGCGCGAGUCAGGCCAACUUUAUUACCGAGGGCUGCCUCCGGAAGGGCGGCUUUCGUCGCACCAAACACAGUGCGACCGUGUUGGCGAUAAACGAAGCCAGGGCGGCCACGACGAGGGGCCUCACCUCCCUCGUGAUCCGCGCACGCGGUCGCGACGACACUCGGUUCUCGAUAGAGGCUACGGUCCUCUCGCGCAUAACCUCGCCGCUGCCUAAUGACAAGGUGGAGGUCCAGCCGUGGAAACACUUGAAGGGAUUGCCGCUCGCGGAUCCCGAAUAUUUCGUGCCCGGCGGUGUUGACAUCCUCCUGGGGGCGGACUCGUUUGUGUCGGUGCUACGGGAGGGCCGUCGUAAGGGGGAGAGGGGAGAACCCGACGCCUUCAAUUCAGUCUUCGGAUGGGUUCUGACGGGCGCGGUAUCCCCAUCAGUCCAGGCAGCGCCCCUGAGGUCAUUCGCGACUACGCUCGAGUCGAUCGCGACAUCGGUGGGUCGCUUUUGGCAAUUGGAGGAGGUGCCGGAGGACACUUCUUGUUCGGACGAGGAUCGACGCUGCAAGGAAAUCUUCGCCAAGACCACGUAUCGUGACCCCUCGGGUCGUUUCGUGGUCUCGUACCCGUUCGUGUCGGAUCCUCCUACAUUCGUCGGCUCGCGCUCCAUUGCGGUUAGUCGUCUCCGCGCACUAGAACGUCGAUUUAAAUCUGAUCCGGAGUUCAGAGCUGGUUACAAUAGUUUCAUGCGGGACUAUCUCGAUAGCGGACACAUGGAGGUAAUUCGCAAUCCAUUCCCGUCGGAUGGCCACAUUUAUUAUCUACCGCACCACGGUGUGUAUAAACUCGAUAGCACUACCACUAAGUUGCGGGUAGUGUUCAACGCGUCCUCGCGAGGCCCGGACGGUCUGUCGAUCAACGACACCCUGCUCAGCGCCCUACUCGAGGCGCUGUAUGUGGAUGACGUCGUGACAAGCGUUCGGACGGUGGAACAGGCUCGCGCACUCCGCGACCAAUUGCUAUCGCUUCUCCGAAGCGCCGGCUUCGAACUUCGAAAGUGGUCGAGCAGCCAUCCUGCCGCGCUGGAGGGCCUCGACCCGCAGUUAUGUAGCCAAUCGAUGUUAGAUUUCGAGUCAAGCGAGGAUCAAUCUCAGAAGAUAUUGGGCCUUCGGUGGCACUCACGAUCUGACAGUUUCGGGUUUCAAGUCAACGCGUUGGAUCGUGAGUGCACCAAACGCACUAUACUGUCGGAAGUGGCGCGCAUAUUCGACCCCCUGGGUUUUCUGGCCCCACUCACCUUUACCGCGAAGUGCUUAAUUCAGCGGCUGUGGACCCUCAAGUUAGAUUGGGACGAUGAGCCUCCGAUGGACAUUCGGCGCAGUUGGAGUCGUUUCCAGACGGAGCUCGGCGUGUUAUCUUCCCUUCGCGUUCCUCGCGCGUUUAACUCGUGCCAUGUAGAUCGCUGCGAACUCCACGGGUUCUGCGAUGCCAGCGAGCUGGGGUACGAAGCCGUGAUUUAUCUGCGAAUCGUUACGCGCGACGGCGUCGGGGUCCGAUUACUGUGCGCCAAGUCUAAGGUCGCCCCGCUUCGCCCCCUCACCAUUCCCCGUCUGGAGCUCUGCGCGGCUCUGCUCUUGUCUAAAUUAAUCGCGUACGUCCGGCGCACCCUCCGCGGACACCUUGACAUUGACGACGAGUAUGCUUGGACGGAUUCCGAGGUCGCCCGGGCCUGGAUCCGCUCAGCACCACAACGGUGGAAGACCUUCGUUAGAAAUCGCGUUGCCCUCAUUCAGGACAACGUGCCGGUAUCAGCUUGGGGUCACGUCGACACGGAGUCCAAUCCGGCGGAUCACUGCUCCCGCGGGCUUUAUCCUCGCGAUCUGGUGGCCUGUUCGAUGUGGUGGGCAGGCCCUGAGUGGCUUGUUCGCUUCGAACCCCGAGUUGAGCCGUCCCACGAUUCGGAAACCCCUCCGAUCGAGGAGGAGAAACUCGUAUCGCUCGUGGCGCUCGAGCCGCCUGACGCGGUACAUUCAUUGCUCGAAAGAUUCUCAUCAAUCGAGAAAAUUGGCCGAAUUAUAGCAUACAUUCUCAGGUUUGUACAUCACUUCCGUGCAAAAUCUGCUCCUACGACUUUGGCCAUAGAUCAGCUCGAACUGCAUUCCGCGUUACUACUCGUUGUGAAGAGUGUACAGGCGGAUGCUUUCCGCGAUGAGAUCAAUCGUCUUCAAAGCGGGAGAAGGCUCCCCAAGCCCUUUCGCAAACUCGCUCCCUUCCUUGAUCCGGUGGGUAUUCUCAGGGUGGGCGGCAGGCUCGCAAAAUCCGGAUUGACAUUCGAGAACAAGCACCCUGCCUUACUGCCCUGUAAACAUAGACUCACAGAUCUCGUUAUCGAACACGUGCACCGCACGAACAUGCACCCUGGUCGGCGCACGCUGCAAUACCUGCUCACGCAACAUUAUUGGGUCCUCGGGGUGCAUCGCGCUAUACAACGCGUACUCUCGAGAUGUCAUCAAUGUUUCCGCGUAAAGCCACACACCUCUCAGCCCCUCAUGGCGGAACUACCGGCCGAUAGGGUCCGACAGGCCAAGCCAUUUUCGAUCAGCGGCGUGGAUUUCGCGGGACCGUUCAACAUAGUCACGCGACGAGCCCGGGGGGUCUCCUCCGUCAAAGUGUACGCGUGCCUUUUCGUAUGCUUUUCGGUUAAGGCGGUGCACCUGGAAGCCGCCUUCUCGUUGUCCACCGACUCCUUCCUCGCUGCGCUGCGACGCUUUGUGGCCCGACGCGGACGCUGCUCGCUUCUCUACAGCGACUGCGGAACGAAUUUUGUAGGGGCCGCACGGGAACUAGAAAGCCGCAUGGGCCUCGCAGCGGAGCGAGAGAAGAUCAAGUGGUCCUUUAAUCCUCCCUCCGCGCCCCACUUCGGGGGCCUCUGGGAGGCGGGAGUCAAGACCUUUAAAACCCACCUGCGGCGGACCGUGGGUGAUCAAGUCCUCUCAAUAGAGGAGUUCACGACGGUCCUCGCGCAGGUCGAGGCCGUCCUGAACUCCAGACCCCUCUGCCCGAUGAGCGCCGACCCUGCCGACCUCGAAGUCCUAUCGCCGGGUCACUUCCUCACGAUGGAACCGCUCGUCUCCGUUCCCACUCAAGACGUGACCCCGUUACCGAUGAAUCGGCUGAGUCGGUGGCAACUCGUCCAACGAAUACACCAAGACUUCUGGAGGCGCUGGCAUCAGGAGUAUCUCCAUACGCUGCAACAGCGUCCCAAAUGGUGGACCUCAGUCAACCCGCUCGGUGUCG